AUGUACUCACAUUGUACGUCCGGCGGUUGGAUUCUUGGCAAUACCAUUGAUGGAACACAAGCAGAAUAUGUGCGCAUUCCGCACGCCAAUUCCAGUCUCUACACUAUUCCCGAGGGAGUGGAUGAGGCUGCAAUGGUCAUGCUCAGUGACAUCUUCCCUACCGGGUACGAAUGCGGUGUUCUCAAUGGCAAGGUCGAGCCUGGUUCAACAGUGGCUAUUGUUGGAGCAGGACCGAUCGGAUUGGCAGCCCUCAUUACGGCUCAGAUGUACUCCCCUGCCAAGAUCAUCAUGGUCGAUAAAGACACCAAUAGGCUCAACGUGUCUACAGCCAUGGGGGCGGCUCACACAGUUGACCCAGACAACGCUGUCGAGCAGAUCAAAGCUUUAACGGAUGGGAAAGGAUGUGAUACAGUUAUUGAGGCUGUGGGAAUUCCUGCAAGCUUCGAUUUAUGUCAGAAACUCCUCGCUCCGGGCGGCACAUUAGCGAAUGUUGGUGUCCACGGCACGAAGGUAGACCUACACCUUGAAGAUCUGUGGGCACACAACAUCUCAAUCACGACAAGGCUGGUUGAUACCGUGACUACGCCAAUGCUUAUGAAGUUGGUGCAAUCCGGAAAACUGGAUCCGACUAAGCUUAUAACACAUAAAUUCAAAUUUAGCGAAAUGGAGAAAGCGUACGAGACGUUCGGGGCUGCUGCGCAACACGAUGCAUUGAAGGUGGUUGUCGAAAUGGAGAACUGA
Molecule: messenger RNA, 741 nt
Organism: Phaeoacremonium minimum UCRPA7
Lineage: Eukaryota; Fungi; Ascomycota; Sordariomycetes; Togniniales; Togniniaceae
Product: putative alcohol dehydrogenase domain protein
Exons: 3
Coding region: 1-741 (246 amino acids)
Source: RefSeq, a predicted model, not a curated record